CAAGUGUUGUUUUUUGUGCGUUAAUGGACAAUUGUUCCUUUUUGCACCAGUUGUUCACUAUGUUUAGAGCUGUUCUGGCCAUACCUUGUCUCCAAAGCUGGGAUGAAAGACGAAUAACUGGGUUUUCUUGAAUUUGUAACAAGCCAUUUAUAAUUUUCACCUCUGCUUUUCCUUCCUACGCCUUUCCUUUUUCUCUUCUUCCUUCCUACGCCUUUCCUUUUCCUCUUAUUCCUCCUUCCAGUGCCUUUUCAUUUCAUUUUAUCCCUCUUUCCUGCGCCAUUUCAUAAUUCAUCUUCCUCCUUUCUCCAAGUAAUUACAUACUGGCUUUUCUUCGCCUAGUUUUAGAAACCUCAAUCUAGCCUGCUUGCCUUCUCAGUGAUGGCACAGGUCGUGAAUUGAUGUUUUUUCUUCUUCCUUUCAGAAUCGGUACAACGUGGCCUGUCUGGAUAGUCGUUCCACCAUGAUAAAUGAAUAAAGUGGCCAUAUCCGUCUUUUUAAAGCACCAGUCCUGAUUUUGUCCCGCUUCUGCCCGACGAAAAAAAUUUAUAUUUAAUUUAAGCCGCCUAAAUUUUGUUUACAACAACACACACACCAUUAAAGAUUUCCUUUUUUUCUCUCUCUUCAAUAGAAUUCGUCGAAAAACUCUACAUUUUCGAUUUGUUCCGCUUUCUACUUUUCAAAAUGUGGUCACUUUAUCAGAAUGCCUUACCAACUCCAGAGAAGGGUUCCGGGCCUGUCAUUGCCUUAUCUGAGCCUUUUCAAGCUAAUACAUCGGCCUUUUCAUUACCUUUUGAUCUCCUUCGUAGCCUGGCCACCUCUAUAUUACCGAGACAAGCUGACAAAUUUUGUCGUUACCAAUAAUGUUGUAUAUACAAAGAAAAGAUAAUGUAUAGCACUGUAUCUUUCCUCCAUGCUAACCAUAGUGAAAAAAAGUCUGAUCAAUCCGAAAAUUUCUUGGGAAGCCCUGCAAUAGCUUUUUGCUGUAGCUUUUUGUUUUGAUAAUUGAACUACUCGUAGAUAAAUAAUGAUAUACUAACAAAAAAGAAGAAUGAGGUUAUGAAAAUGUAAAUACAAAUUUGAAUAUCCUCGGUUCGGUUGUUUUAUUUUAUUUUAGUUUUGUAGUUUUAUUGUAGGAUAGAUAUGAGUCCCCUUAAAGAUUUAUUAAAAAAUGGUAACUCAAUUUUAAACCCAUCAGCAUUAUUAGAAGAUUGCGAUAUAGUUAGAAAGACAACAAAAGCAACCACUAAAAAAACAUCUAUAUAUUUUCAAAAAAGUUCAAGUGGCGUUACAUCUUUGAAUUCCGAAAACUCUAAAAUUGAAUCCAAUGAUUCAAUUCGUAAUCAAGAACUUGCUUUAAAUAAACGUCAGAUUGAGAGUAGUUCAUCAAUAGGUCAAGCUGGGAAAAAAAUUAAAAUGGAUCAAGAUUCUGUUUUAAAUGAACAAACUGAAUCAGAAAAUUCUAAUGAAAUAUUUCAAAACAUAACUAAUAUUUUGAGAAAAGACCAAUCACCUGAUAUUUUUGAUGAGAAAGAUGAAUUUGACGCUUUUGCUAAUUAUCUAGGUCAAAUGUGUACUCCAAAGAAUACUAAACACCAGAAGGCGUUAUUGGAUAAAAAUACAAGCACUUGUAAAGUAAAAAAUAAAGAUGGGGAUAAUUUAUUUUCCACCCAAUUUCUUAGUACUCAAGAUUUAGAUGAAAUUGAUACUGUUGUUGAAAAGGAAAUUGCUCCCACUGCAGUAGAAAUGCAAAAAACCAUUGGUGUUGAUGCAAUAAUGAAGUGUUUUCAAGAUAGAUUAGAAGCUAAAGAAUUCAUACAAGAAUCAAGUAUGGAUAGGGAAAUUGGUGAAAGAUCUAUAUUAUUUGAAAAUGAAAAAGUUACUACUAGUUAUCGUCACGAAGUUAACCAAAUAUUUGAAAAAAUUGAAACUUCGAUAUGUGCAAUGGGAGGAGACAACACUGUUAUUGAUUUUGAUGAUAAAUAUUUUGAUUUAAUAUUUAAUGAUGAUAUGGAAAAUGUAGUAGAAACUAAAGAAAAUAGUCCAAGUAAAGAUACAGAUAUCCAAAAUAUAGAACUAAAUAAUAUAAAUUUGAGUUUUGGGACUAUAAUCAGGAAGGCUUUAAUUAAAAAUUCCACCAAAACACAAUUAAAAAGAAAAAAUAACAUUGAAGCAUUAAAUUUAACUAUACAAGAACAAACUAUUGAAUUUAGAAAUUUAGGACCAUUUUAUGGAUUGCCUUUAAAAGUAAAACACCUGGUGCAACAGUAUAAAGGAAUAGAUGAACUUUAUGAUUGGCAAGAUGAAUGUUUAAAAUUGCCUGCCAUUGAAAAUAAGAAAAAUUUGAUAUAUGCUUUACCUACAAGUGGUGGCAAGACAUUAGUAGCAGAAAUACUCAUGUUUAGAGAACUAUUAUGUUACAGAAGGAAUGCCAUAUUUAUUUUGCCAUAUGUAUCAAUUGUUCAAGAAAAAGUUUGGGCCAUAUCACCGUUUGGUGUAGCUCUGGAUUUCCUAGUAGAAGAAUAUGCCUCAAAUAAGGGUGUAUAUCCACCAAGAAAGCGUAGAAGAAAAAACUCAAUAUAUGUUGCUACAAUUGAAAAGGCUUUAGGACUCAUUAAUAGUCUUAUAGAGGCAGGAAGGUUACAUGAGCUUGGCCUUAUAGUCGUAGAUGAAUUUCAUUUAAUAGGUGAAGAAGGCAGAGGUGCUACUUUAGAAGCAGCUUUAACAAAAAUUAAGUUUCUCAAAGCGAAAAUUCAAAUAAUUGGAAUGAGUGCUACAAUAGGAAAUUUACCAGAUUUGUGUCAAUAUCUGGACGCUGAGGCAUAUACAAAAAAUUUUAGACCAGUGGAAUUAAUAGAGCAUGUCAAAUGUAAAAAUAACAUAGCGAAAAUCAAUUGGAAUUACAAAGAUGAGGAAGAUUUGUUAGUAGAUUACAAAAAAGUUAAUUUUAAGUAUUCAGAGUCGAUUUUAAAACUCGAUCCAGAUAUGGUGGGCGGUCUAGUCAUGGAAGUUAUACCAGAAGCUUCUUGUCUAAUAUUUUGUGCAUCGAAAAAAAAUUGCGAAAAUGUUACAAAUUUGUUGUGUCAAAUAUCAAAACCGGAAUUGAAAAAUUACAAGAACACUGAAAAGGAACAACUAUUACAUGCAUUGAAAGAUGAGAGUGGGAAAUUAUGUGAUAUUUUAAAUAAUUCCAUUAAAUAUGGCAUAGCCUAUCAUCAUUCAGGUUUGACUAGUGAUGAAAGGCGAAUAAUUGAGGAGGGUUUCCGAGCUGGUAUUAUCUACAUAAUAUGUUGUACAUCAACCCUUGCGGCAGGUGUCAAUUUACCCGCUAAAAGAGUAAUUUUGAGAUCACCAUACAUCGGAAGAGAUUUUAUUAAUCUAUCCCGGUACAAACAAAUGGUCGGUAGAGCAGGAAGAGCGGGUUUAGGUGAAACGGGAGAAAGUAUUUUAAUAGCACAACCUCAAGACAUGCCUAAAGUUAUACAACUUUUGAUGUCGCCAAUGAAUAAGGCUUUCUCUAGCAUGCAUAGUUGCGAAGGAAAAGGGUUAAGGCAUUUUCUUCUCAGCUGUAUAAGUUUAGGUAUAGCGAACACCAGGCUGCAGCUGCGACAUGUAGCUGAGCAAACUCUGCUGGCCGUUCAGAAAGAACAACUUGAAGUUGAUGUAAAAAAAUUGACUGAUAAAGUUAUUAAAAAUUUAUUUAAAUUAGGCGCCUUGAAGGAAUCUUGUGCUAAGUCUAAAGAUGAGACUGAUUCUUGUGACGUUACUGUUAAAAUGGACACAUCUGUUCAAGAAUCCUCAGAAAAUGUAAAUACAACUAUAAGUAAGAAAAAGAAAGUAAUUGUCUUAAAGGAUAAUACCAAACUAGUUGUUAGUGACCUAGGAUUUGCUGCAAUCAAAGGUGGCUUGGAACUUUCCAGAGCCCAUUUCUUAUAUGAAGACCUUUGCGAAGCUCAAACUUGCCUUGUUUUGCAAGGCCACUUACAUUUGCUCUAUCUAGUUACUCCCUAUGAUAUUGCCGAACAAAUAAAACCAAAUAAACAAGUUUAUUAUGAUGUGUUUAUUAAAUUAAAACCCAACGAACUGAAGGUUGCCAAAACUUUAGGGCUGAAUGAAUCCGUUGCAAUGAAACUGUUUUUUUCAAAUAACCAUAUAAAGACUGUACCCGAACGAGUGAUAAAUAGAUUUUAUUUAACAUUGAUGCUUCACGAUUUGUGGAACGAAAUGCCCGUAUUUGAGGUUGCGGAAAAAUAUCAGAUUAACCGAGGAAUCGUACAGAAUCUAAUGACAACGGCAGCAACAUUUGCGACAAACGUGGUGAAUUUUUGCGAAGAACUUGAGGAAUUUUGGGCAUAUGCCUAUCUAUUAAAAGGAAUGAGCAAAAGAUUGUCACAUUGUUGCGUGAAAGAACUGGCAUCUCUCAUGGAGCUACCGGCAGUCAAGCAGAGCCGUGCCAAACAACUUUACAAUGCCGGAUUCAAAACUUUACAAAGCAUCGCGAAGGCAAAUGCAGAUGAUUUAGUUGAAAAUAUCGAAUUCAUGUCAAAAAGAGUUGCAAAUCAACUAAUAGCUGCAUCUAAGAUGUUAUUACUUGAAAGAGUUGAGAAUUUAAGAGAAGAAGCAGAAGAUGUCUUAGACGGCGUUGAAAUUCCAAAAUAGUUCAUAACUUUAUUUAAGAAAAUAUAAUUUAUUUCUUUAAGAAUAUAAUUUUGUUUUGCAUCACCCCCUUGUUAUUUAAUACAUUUUGUAAUUCUUUAUUUAUGUUUUAUCAAAUAAACAAUAUUUUUUAACAUGUUUUAUUUCUUUAUUUCAUCGCUUUUUAUAUAAACAAGGUAGUAGACUCAAUGUAGGUAACUUAUUUCUAUUACCAAUAUUCUUCUCUUUCUUAAAAUCUAUAAAAUAGAAUAAAUUAUGUGACAAAUCUUUCCAAGUAUUCUUGAAACCGAAAUAUUGAACGCCCUUGAUGAAGUCUUCCACGUUUUCAAAUCUGCUUUCAACUUCUGCGACUUUCAAGAUGCCCCCAACUUUUAGAACUCUAUUGGCUUCAAAUAGAUAAUCUCUCAAAUUUGUACCCAUAAGUGACAAACAGAAAACUGCUACAUCUAUAGAAUUAUUUUCUAACGGGACUUUGGACAUAUCGCAAGCGACAACUGUAUCAUCUGUUGCUACGAGAUCAAAAGAAUGGACUUUCUGUGACACAGAUUUUGAAAGUCUUGCAUCUCCACAACCAAAAUCGGCAAUAACAUGCGUUUUUGGCAUUUUUUUGGCGGCGUCAAUAAUAACAUCUAACGGAUUCAUCGGCCAACUUUUAACCUGUUUUCUAUAACCAUCGUGAUAGGCUUUAAACGCGUCAGGAUCAUUUUGGAAUAUUUUCUGAGCUUCUUUACCAUCCGUCGUGUAAAUCUGCUCAUUGAUAAACCGAAAUCGAGCCGCUUUUAACUUUUCCAUCAUUUUCUGUCUCAAAGUUUGAAUGGGUUUUUUCUCUACAUUGGUCGAAUGAAGAGCACCUUUCAGUUUCUCAAAGAAUUUCGCUUUCUUAUUCAUUCGUUGGGAAGAAGUUUUAGGCUGCUCUAAUAAAUUUUCCGUAAAAGAUUGAUCAUUGAAUAUAAGCUUCUUAACUUUCGAAAUAGGUUUGUUGAAUGGAUGUGUAUCUUUUUUUAGGAAUCGUUCUGUAGCUGUGUUGCUUUCAUGCGAAACUUCUUUAGUUUUUUU
Psylliodes chrysocephalus is the source of this 5709-nucleotide messenger RNA. The record is from the annotation of a GenBank genome assembly. NCBI's taxonomy places the organism in Eukaryota, Metazoa, Arthropoda, Insecta, Coleoptera, Chrysomelidae.